AUGGCCAACAAGAUGCGAAUUUAUGGAGAAGAUAUGCAGGAUGUUAAAGUGGUGGAGAAAAUUCUACGCUCUUUAACUGAGAAGUUCAACUAUGUUGUAUGUUCUAUUGAGGAGUCAAAGGACAUUGACGCUCUUCCUGUUGAUGAGUUACAAAGCUCAUUAAUAUAUGAAUGUCCUUCUGGGAACAAAGAAGCAAAUUAUGCAGAGCUUGAUGAGGAAGAAGAAAUGAUUUUGAUGUCUUAUGUGGAGUUGUAUAAGGCCAGAAGAGAAGAUACAUGGUUCCUUGAUUCAGGGUGUUCUAAUCACAUGUGCGGCGAUCGAACUAUGUUCAAUGAACUCGAUGAAAAAUUUCGACAUUCGGUAAAAUUGGGGAACAACACUAAGAUUGGAUGUGAUGGGAAAGGGAAGUGUGAAGCUGCUGCUGAAUGGAGUCGAUCAUGUUGUUACUGA
Prunus avium (sweet cherry) is the source of this 450-nucleotide messenger RNA. The record is from RefSeq and is a predicted model, not a curated record. NCBI's taxonomy places the organism in Eukaryota, Viridiplantae, Streptophyta, Magnoliopsida, Rosales, Rosaceae.